AUGGAUGAAGGCGAGCGACGUACCGUGAAGAGGUCGCGCUUUGAUCAGACCGAGCCUGAACCUCGUCGUUCGCGCUUCGACCGACGAUCUCGUUCUCCGCCGCCCGCCAGGAAGCAGGAUUCCGGUCGCGAUCGCAGUCCACUCAAGAACGACGCCGAUGGCUCUGCCGAGUCCAAACGCCCCAAUGCUGUUGAUGCGGCUGCAGCUGCAGCCGCUGCCGCUGCCAAAAUCAAUGCGCAAAUCCAGGCAAAGAAGGGUAUCCAACACGUCGAUGUGCCGCCCAUCCGAUCGACCUCGACCGAGUCUCCCGGCCCGAAUGCUGGAAACCCGCAGCCCAACCUCAACGGUGAGGUCUACGUUGCCGACGGCGACUACAUCAAGGAUAUGGAGGUCAAUGACCUGCGCAACCGUUAUCUACUGACCAAGGGUUCAACUCAAAAGAUGAUUAAAGAAGAGACCGGAGCUGAUGUCACCACCCGAGGCAGUUACUAUCCCGACAAGAGCAUGGCUACGGCUGCUAACCCUCCCCUCUACCUCCACGUUACUAGCACCUCGAAAACCGGCCUUGAUCAGGCCAUUGCCAAGAUUGAAGAGCUCAUGAAGCAGGAACUACCCAACCUUGUGGACGAAAGACGAUUCAGACGCAGAGACCAGGAGCAGGUUGAACGGGACGAGUUCGGUCGAAGAAAGUGGCCCGAUGCUAAGAUUCCCAUCGAUCUUGAGCCUGUUCCGGGCUUCAACUUGCGAGCGCAGGUAGUGGGACACGGAGGAUCCUACGUGAAACACAUUCAGCAGGAGACCAAUUGCCGAGUGCAGAUCAAGGGUCGCGGAUCUGGCUACCUCGAGGCUUCUACCAACCGUGAAAGUGAUGAAGAAAUGUACUUGCAUGUAGCUGGUCCUGACCCGGCAAUGGUCGACAGAGCCAAGCAGCUUUGUGAGGAUCUUCUUGCUAGCGUCAAGGAACAGUAUGAAGAGUUCAAAAGCCGUCCCCCGCGCCAGUAUGGAAGACAUGAUGGCCAUGGUGGACACGGUCACGGUGGACAUGGUGGCUACGGUGGACGAGAGGACCGCCAUCAUCAUGAUAGAUCUGGCGGCAACCAAGGCUACGGAGGCUAUGGAAAUAACAACAACAGUAAUUACAGCAAUUCCCCGGCUCACGGCGCCAACUCGGCUUCGCCUGCGCCUGGGGCUGCUUCUGCUGCUGCGAAUCCCAACGACCAGUAUGCCCAAGCCUACGCCCAAUACUAUGGUGGACAGGCAGACCCCUAUGCUGCCUACGGUGGCUACGCAGCAUACAUGCAAUAUUAUCAGCAAUACUAUGCUGCUGCUCAGGCUCAGCAGCAAGGCUCGCCUGCCCCUCCUGCUCCAGGUCAAUCUGCAUCACCGCCUCCGCCCCCGCCCCCGAGCGAGGCUCCUCCUCCACCGCCUCCCGGUGGUGAUCCCAACCCCCCACCUCCUCCCCCGCCUUCGGGCGGGUAUGGUUCUGUUCCGCCACCACCUGGUCUGUAA
Molecule: messenger RNA, 1509 nt
Organism: Pestalotiopsis fici W106-1
Lineage: Eukaryota; Fungi; Ascomycota; Sordariomycetes; Amphisphaeriales; Sporocadaceae
Exons: 8
Coding region: 1-1509 (502 amino acids)
Cellular component (GO): nucleus
Molecular function (GO): RNA binding
Source: RefSeq, a predicted model, not a curated record